Harmonia axyridis is the source of this 1694-nucleotide messenger RNA. RefSeq names its product catalase-like. Gene Ontology annotation, cellular component: mitochondrion; peroxisome; cytoplasm. NCBI's taxonomy places the organism in Eukaryota, Metazoa, Arthropoda, Insecta, Coleoptera, Coccinellidae. Gene Ontology annotation, biological process: hydrogen peroxide catabolic process; response to hydrogen peroxide. The transcript is spliced from 5 exons. The coding region runs from base 104 to 1627 and encodes 507 amino acids. The record is from RefSeq and is a predicted model, not a curated record. Gene Ontology annotation, molecular function: heme binding; catalase activity.
AAAACGAAAAAAAAAAGAAAAAAAAUCGUAUGCUUAUAAAUUGAGUCGGAAAGCUUGUUUUGUUAUUUUGUGUACGUCCCUAUAGUUAGAAUAAGGAUCGAAAAUGUCCAACAUCAGAACACCAGUAGACAACCAACUCCUUGAGUUCUCUACAAAAAAUAAGAAACCCGAAAUUGAAUCUGCAACAACAACCACUGGUCAGCCUUUGACGUACAAAGAUGCUAGUCUAACAGUAGGACCGAAAGGGCCAAUCCUUUUUCAGGACUAUUAUCUGUACGAUGAAUUGGGUCAUUUUAGCAGAGAGAGGGUUCCUGAAAGGGUCGUACAUGCUAAAGGAGCUGGUGCUUUCGGAUACUUCGAAGUCACCCAUGAUAUCACCAAAUAUACUGCAGCCAAAGUUUUUUCUCACAUUGGAAAGAAGACUCCUAUUGCUGUUAGGUUCUCGCAGGUUGCUGGAGAAAUGGGUUAUCCAGAUACAGUAAGAGAUGUAAGAGGUUUCGCAAUCAAGUUUUACACGGAAGACGGUAUAUGGGAUCUUGUUGGCAACAACACACCAAUUUUCUUCAUAAGAGACCCCAUCUUAUUCCCAAGCUUCAUCCACAUCUUGAAAAGAAACCCCACAACUCAUAUUAGACCUGACUAUGACAUGUUUUGGGACUUCAUAUCUCUAAGACCAGAAUCAACCCAUCAAACCAUGGUAUUGUUCUCAGACAGGGGUAUUCCUGAUGGUUAUAGAUAUAUGCACGGCUAUGGAUCGAACACGUUUGCUUUCGUCAAUGCUGAGGGAAAAUUUUAUUACUGCAAAUUUCAUUAUUUAAGUGAUCAAGGCAUACGAAAUUUGCUGUCAGAUGAAGCGACAAAGAUUGCUGGAGAAGAUCCAGAAUACUCAAUAAGAGAUCUUUACAACAGUAUCGCUAAUGGAAAUUAUCCCUCUUGGACUUUUUACGUACAAAUAAUGACUCCAGAACAAGCUGCAACCUAUGCGUAUGAUCCCUUCGAUGUCACCAAAGUUUGGCUGCAUGCCGAUUUUCCUCUUAUACAAGUUGGGAGAUUUGUUCUGAAUAAGAAUCAAGUUAACUAUUUCGCAGAAGUCGAACAGAUAGCUUUCGAUGUGGCUCAUCUUAUACCAGGCAUAGAACCCAGCCCAGAUAGAAUGCUACAAGGCAGGCUUUUCAAUUAUGGUGACACCCACAGAUACCGCUUAGGUGUAAACAGCAACCAACUUCCAGUCAACAGUCCUUUCCGAAUGAAAAAUUUCAGCAGAGACGGUACAAUGACUUUCGAGAGUCAAGGAGGCGCUCCAAACUACCACCCAAACAGCUUUGGAGGCCCGGAAUCAGAUUUAAGAGCAAAAGCAUUGGCUCCCAUCCUACCAAUAGCUGGUGAUGCAGCAAGGUACGAUAAUGGUCUGAACGACAACUUCAGCCAGGCCAGAUUGCUUUAUGAGCGUGUUUUGACCCCUUUGGAAAGGAGAAGAUUGGUUGAUAAUAUCGUGGAUUGGUUACGUAGGGCCAAUGCGGUGAUACAAGAAAGAGCGAUCAGAAACUUCGCUCAAGUUAAUGAAGAUUUUGGUAGACUUAUUAGGGAAGGAAUUCUGGCGAAAAGUCAUGUCUCUGCUCAUGUUUAAUUGAUUUGAUAGGAUUGAAAUUUGUCAAUUUUGGUAUUUUCUAAUAAAGUUUUAUAUUUGCAUUACA